GUGCAGCACCGGCCGAGUGUUUACAUUUGAACUUCUGCGUGUGUGCAGAGAUGUCCACCCUGUUCCCGUCUCUGUUCCCGCGUGUGACCGAGUCUCUGUGGUUUAAUCUGGACCGACCGUGUGUGGAUGAAGCAGAGCUGCACCAGCAGGAGCAACAGCACCAGACCUGGUUACAGAACAUCGCAGAGAAGGACAAUAACCUGAUGCCCAUCGGUCGGCCCAUCUUUGAGACCUUCGAUGAGGAAGAGGAGGAGGACGAUGAAGAUGAGGAGGACAGCGAGGAAGACUCAGAAGAUGAUGAAGACACAGUCGACAUGGAAGGAGCCGAUCAAGACCAGGACCAGUGGAUGAUCUAG
Molecule: messenger RNA, 356 nt
Organism: Sinocyclocheilus rhinocerous
Lineage: Eukaryota; Metazoa; Chordata; Actinopteri; Cypriniformes; Cyprinidae
Gene: anapc15
Product: anaphase promoting complex subunit 15
Exons: 5
Coding region: 51-356 (101 amino acids)
Biological process (GO): regulation of mitotic cell cycle spindle assembly checkpoint
Cellular component (GO): anaphase-promoting complex
Source: RefSeq, a predicted model, not a curated record